AUGGAUGCCGAUAUAGGUGUCAUUAAUCCAAAUCAUUCACUAGAAGAAUAUUUGGAAGGAAAAAAUGAUUUUGAUUUAAUUUUUUAUGAAAGGAUAUUUAACGGGGAAAUUAUGGCUGGAAGUUAUAUUUUAAAGAAUACUCAAUUUACUAGAAAAUUCCUUUAUUAUUGGGCUGAUUAUUAUUUUAAAGUGCCUAAUAGUUUUCAUGGAACCGAUAAUGGGGCAAUACAUUCAGUAUUUCUCGAUUUGUUUUGUGAUAAUUCAAAUGAAAAUUGUUCUGAAAAAAGACGGGUUUGUUCACAUCUCUGGAAUGUUUCUCUCGAUUUUGAUACUCUAUUACCUUUUACUUUGUGUGCCAAAUAUAUACUUGGAGCUAGAAAUGUAUUUACUACUUCAAUUUCUGAUACAAAAUUUAAUAGUACAGGAAAGGUGCUUCUACUGACUGAUUUUAGGCAAUAUUGGGCAAGAGGUUAG
Messenger RNA from Meloidogyne enterolobii, 474 nucleotides. Lineage: Eukaryota; Metazoa; Nematoda; Chromadorea; Rhabditida; Meloidogynidae. The record is from the annotation of a GenBank genome assembly.